GCUUCAGGGUCUACCUGUUUCCCCAAAUUCCUCCCUUAACAAGGUCUCCACUCCAUUUUCCCAGGGAGGUGCAGCCGGAAGGGGCGGGCCUUCCGACCGGAAGCGGGGCUCCCGUCACUAUGGCUUCUCGUGGGGUAGUUGGUAUUUUUCUACUCUCUGCUCUCCCCCUCUUGUGUCUGGAGCUCCGGCGUGGGAAACCAGACCUGGGAAUCAAAGAUCUGAUUUUGCUAUGUGGCCGGAUUUUCCUACUGCUUGCUCUUCUUACAUUAAUUAUUUCUGUGACUACCUCAUGGGUUAACUCGUUUAAACCUUCCCAAGUUUAUUUGAAAGAAGAAGAAGAGAAGAAUGAGAAAAGGAAAAAACUUGUGAGGAAAAAACAACAAGAGGCACAGGGUGAAAAGGUUGGCAGAUACAUAGAGAAUGUUCUAAAACCUAGCCAGGAAAUGAAACUGAAAAAGCUGGAAGAACGCUUUUAUCAGAUGACGGGUGAAACCUGGAAGUUAAGCAAUGGUCAUAAACUUGGGGGUGAUGAAGAUUUGGAGCUUGAUAGUGAGAGUCAGACAUCUUUUGAAACAUCAAACAGAGAAGCAGCAAAGAGACGGAACUUGCCUAUGCCUCUAACCAGAGUUUCACCACCCGCUGAGCAGCCCACAAAGAAGGAGGUUCUUGAUUUACCUGAAGAACCUCCUGAAACAGCUGAAGAAGUCGUGACUGUAGCUCUCCGCUGUCCAAGUGGGCGUGUCCUGAGGAGAAGGUUUUUUAAGUCCUGCAGUUCACAGGUCUUGUUUGAUUGGAUGAUGAAGCUUGGGUAUCGCACAUCUCUAUACAGCCUUUCUACUUCCUUUCCCAGAAGGCCUCUGGAAGUGGAGGGAGGCUGGUCACUGCAGGACAUUGGAAUAACUGUGGAUACUGUACUCAACGUGGAAGAGAAAGAGCAGAGCAACUAGUUAAGAACUGCCAACUAGCUGUUUUACACGAAAUCAGUUUUACACGAAAUCAGUUUUACACGAAAUCAGUUAUACCAUGACCUUACAGGACAAUAGAGGAUUCACAUUAAAAUCAUGCCAUAUGUUGAUUGAGCUCAAGGCCGUAAACAUUUCAAUGCUGAUCUCCAUGGAAAUGUAUGGACAUAAAGUAUUAGAGAAGGAUUGCUCUCUACAUAUAAUAAUUUUGGGAGUGUGCCAUAUUACAACGUACCAAAUGAGGAUGAGAUAGAAAUGUAUAUAGUAAGGUGCUCAUUAGUUUGUAUUUUCCCCAGCUGACGCCAUUUAUCAGUUUCUCCUUUCAAUGUGCCUUACAGUGAACAUUUCACCAUUCAAACUCUUCAAGGUCUUCUAAGUAGGAAUGUUUAGUCCACUGUAUUUCUAGAAAUUAAACUUUGAAAAUGUUUCAAAGCUC
Dama dama (fallow deer) is the source of this 1398-nucleotide messenger RNA. It is a transcript of the gene UBXN8, whose product is annotated as UBX domain protein 8. Gene Ontology annotation, molecular function: ubiquitin binding. The record is from RefSeq and is a predicted model, not a curated record. The transcript has 8 exons. The coding region runs from base 120 to 947 and encodes 275 amino acids. NCBI's taxonomy places the organism in Eukaryota, Metazoa, Chordata, Mammalia, Artiodactyla, Cervidae. Gene Ontology annotation, cellular component: nucleus; endoplasmic reticulum.